UGAGGAAUUGCAGUUUCUCUCUUUCUUUUUUCUUUUUUGCUGCAGGUUCAAGAGAAAGGAAUCAAUGAUAUUAAAAUAACAAAAUCAAGAAAGGGACAUCUGACCCACUCUUUGACUAAUCUUCACCAUUCACCCAUCUAAAAAUACUUGCAAUUUUCAUUUUAUUUUUGUGUGGUCUUAGUAGCAGUUGGCAUUUGAUGGAGUCCUUUCCUAGAACACCUUCUUGCAAUUGUCUUUCAAGUAUUUGAAUCCUUCCGCUGCUCCAUGUAUCAGCUUCCUUUCCCCCACUAAGAUUUGCAGCCUCCCCGCCUUUUCUAUUCUUCAGAUCAUUUGCAGCGCCAGGGCCACUGAAGAGAAAGGAGAAAAUGGUUCUCCCAAAAGGUCCAUUUUGGGAGCAUGUUGAAGAUAUGAAUGACGGUAGCAUGAGGUGUAAGUUUUGUGGGCAUUUAUUUGCCAAGGACACUUCCAUUUCGAGGAUCAAAUGCCAUUUGUCAGGGAUGAGAGGGCGUGGUGUUAAAAUUUGUAAAGAUGUUCCAGAAGAAGUUCAGGAUGCAGCCCUAGCAACAAUUGAUGGACCUCCAGAAAAAACCCUUAAAACUGUAGCAGGCUCAAGCAAUAACGAGGUCACCAAUGCAAUUGCAGCUUCUGCGCAAGAACAGAACAGUGAAGUGAUACGUGUAGAAAUGGCACAACAAGGAGAAGCUUUUUACCCUGGAACACUCGAAGAUUGGAUGGAUAGCAUCAUUGAUAACGAGAUCGAGCUUGUGUUGGUAAGUAGUUCUCCUAAAGAGCUUCCGCGUGAUGCUUUUGAGAUUAUAUCUGGAACAGAACAAGUGCAGCAUCGGGAGAGAGGUAGCUCUCAUGAGAGGUCAUCAAUUAAUCAAGCUGAUCAGCCUCGAGGAGAUUCAUCCCAACCAACUGAUCUAUUGUGUCUUGGGCUUGGAAGAUAUUGUGAUCAAAUAUAUUUUCCACCAGUAAACAAUGAUGUGAUUAUGGAUGAUGUGCGGAACAUGGUUAGAGUGAGAAUAGAACCAGAGGAGGAGGAUGUGGUGAAUAAUAGUGGAAGAUUAGUGCAGCCUGGCACAGGAGCUAGCUCUUCUGAAGACCUUACAUACAACACAAGUGAGACUAGAGGAGAUCCAUUACCCACUAACUCUACAACGUUAGUGGGUCGAGCAUUUGUAGAGAAUGGGAACGUGGUAUGGUCCUGGUUAAUGGAAGAUAAAGUCUCAACCAUUGGUAUUUAUGGGAUGGGGGGAGUUGGUAAAACUGCAAUGCUGAAGCAUAUCUAUAAUGAGCUUCUAAAAAGACCAGACAUUUGUCAACAUGUUUAUUGGGUGAUCGUGUCUCGUGAUUUUAGCAUUAAAAGAUUGCAGCACAGUAUCGCAAGACGUAUAGGUUUAAAACAUUUCAAUGAAAAGGAGGAGUUGCACAGAGCUGUCAAAUUGUCAAAAGAACUAAUAAAGAAACAAAAAUGGAUUCUCAUUUUAGAUGAUUUGUGGAACUCUUUUGAGCUACACGAAGUGGGAAUUCCUGUCCCGUUGAAAGGAUGUAAGCUGAUUAUAACUACUCGAUCAGAAAAGGUUUGUCAUCAGAUGACUUGCCAGCACAAAAUCAAAGUGAAGCCACUUUCUGACGAAGAAGCUUGGACUUUGUUCACAAAGAAAUUUGAAUAUGACAUUCCACUUUCUCCAAAAGUGGAACGAAUUGCAAAACACAUCACCAGGGAGUGUGAUUGUUUGCCGCUAGGAAUUAUAACAAUGGCUAGAUGCAUGAAGGGGGUGGAUGACACACACGAGUGGAAGAAUGCUUUAGAGGACAUGAGACAAUCAAGAGUUGGACAAGAUGACAUGAAAAAGGUGUUCCGGACUCUGAGAUUUAGUUAUACCCGCCUAAAUGAUUCAGCUUUGCAACGAUGUUUUUUGUACUGUGCAUUAUUUCCUGAAAACUUUGUGAUCCCUAAAGACUAUUUGAUAGCUUAUUUCAUUGACGAGGGAGUGAUAAAAGGGCAGAAGAGCAGGGAGGCAGAAUUUGACAAAGGUCAUUCGAUGCUUAAUAGACUUGAAAAUGUCUGUUUAUUGGAAAUAAUUAAUGAUGGUAGAUGUGUCAAGAUGCAUGACUUGAUUAGGGACAUGGCCAUCCAAAUAGUAGAAGAAGACUCUCAAGGCAUGGUCAAAGCAGGUGCACAACUGAAAGAAUUACCGGAUGCAGAGGAGUGGACAGAGAAUCUUACAACAGUUUCAUUAAUGCAUAACCAAAUUGAAGAAAUUCCUUUCUGCCAUUCACCAAGGUGUCUGAAUCUGUCAAUCUUAUUGCUAUGUCAUAAUUACAGGUUGCGAUUUGUGGCAGAUUCAUUUUUCAAGAAAUUGCAUGGGCUCAACAUCCUUGAUCUGUCUCACACAAAUAUUGAAAAAUUGCCUAAUUCUGUCUCUGAUUUGGUCAAACUCACUUCAUUGCUGCUCUCAAAUUGUAAGAGGUUAAGGCAUGUACCAUCAUUAAAAAAUCUCGGGGAACUAAAGAGGUUAGAUCUCUCUAGUACUCAGGCACUUAAAAAGAUGCCUCAAGGCAUGGAAUUUCUAUCCAACCUGAGGUGUCUUAGAAUGAAUGGAUGUGGUAACAAGAAGUUUCCUAGUGGGAUAUUACCUAAACUCUCUCACUUGCAAGUCUUUGUGCUAGAGGUGGAGUUAAUUUGUGUUCCAGUAACAGUUAAAGGAAAGGAAGUAGGAUGCUUGAGGAAGUUGGGAACUUUGGAAUGCCAUUUUGAAGGUCACUCUGACUAUGUGGAGUUUCUCAAAUCUCGGGAGAAGAACCAAGCACUAAGCAAAUACAAAAUUUUUGUAGGACAAUUCAAGGAGUACGAUGUAAGAACAUAUUGUAGUAAUAAGACAGUUGGGUUGGGUAAUUUGAGUGUCAACAGAGAUGGAGAUUUUCAGGUCUGGUUCCCAAAUGAUAUUCAAGAACUGAUCAUUGAAAAGUGUGAUGAUGCAACUAGUUUGUGUGAUGUUUUCUCUCUAAAGAAGUGUUCAAUUGAAUUGGAGGUCAUCUCCAUUUUGAAUUGCAAUAGCAUGGAGAGCUUGGUUUUAUCUUCUUGGUUCUGCUCUGCUACACUUCCAUCUCCAUCGUAUAACAGUAUAUUUUCUGGUCUUAAAAGGUUUAAUUGUUCUGGUUGUAAGAGCAUGAAGAAGUUAUUUCCUCUUGUCUUGCUGCCAAGCCUCGUAAACCUGGAAGAGAUUAGAGUUAAGCAUUGUGAGAAAAUGGAGGAGAUAAUAGGUGGAACGAGAUCAGAUGAAGAAGGGGUUAUGGGUGAAAAAAGCAGCAACAACGAAUUCAAACUCCCCAAGUUAAGAAUUUUGUACUUGUCUGACUUACCAGAAUUGAAAAGCAUUUGCAGUGCAGAAUUGAUCUGCGAUUCUCUCAAAGCAAUUGAAGUAAUAAAUUGUCAGAAGCUAAAGAGGUUCCCAAUUUGUCUUCCAUUACUUGAAAAUGGCCAGCCAUCUCCUCCCCCUUCUCUUGAAAAAAUCAAAGUACAUCCAAAAGAAUGGUGGAAGUCAAUGGUGGAGUGGGAGCAUCCUAACGCUAAGGAUGUCCUCUGUCCCUUUGUAGAGUUUUCUCAACCACAAGUAAGGAAGCAAGACGAAGACAAGUGAAACGUUUAGAGAGCUACAAUUCUGGCCAAUUCAUCUACAAGGUUUUCUCAAGACCUUUACUCUCCUCCUCAUUUUGUUGCUAUCAUCCCAACCUUGAAACUUCUUUUAGUUUAUUUAUUAUUUAUAGGAAAACUUUUAGUUUUUCUACUAUAUUCUUUGUCUUUUUAAAAUGGGAUUUUAAAUUAGGAUUCGAUUGGCUAUCUCUACAAUGUUUGAAUUUUUCUCUCUGGCUAUCUCCUCCUCCUUCUCUUUAAAAAAAAUGAUUAUUUAUCCAAAAGAAUGGUAGGAUUGUCUGAAACUGAUAUGCUUGAAAAUGGCCAGCCAUCUCCUCCCCCUUCUCUUCGAAAUAUCUAUAUAAAACCAAAAAAUGGUGGCAGACAGUAGAGGAGUGGAAGCAUCCUGGUGCCAAGGAUGCUAAGGUUGCCAUGUAUGAUUCUUAAUUAUGCAGCAUAUGCUAAAACCAUCAUAUUUCUUGUAGAUUUAGUGCUAUGACAAAUCUGAUUUUCUUUUCUUUGUUUGGAGUUCAUGAACUGCAUGGGAAUGUGCUUACUGAUUCUGCAGUAACCAUUUUGAACUGUUCAGUGAAAUGCCAAUCAAAUUUGAUCUGUCAUACGGUGCAGACCGAUACGAAUAUGGCGAUGGAGUUCCUGCAAAAAUAUUGCAAGGCAAUUGAGCUAAUCAGUAGAAUGGGACCUAUCUCAGUGGAGAUGUAUGCUUGGAGAAAAGUGAAGGCCAAGCUAAGCGAAUAUGCAACAGCGGAGAUGCGGGCAUAGGACCAAUACUAUGGCACUCUCUCUCACUCUCUCCAAAUUCAGUUUAUACUCGCUGCUGAAGCUUACCAUCGCAGGUUGAUGAUGAUAACAUUGGAGCAAUUGAUUCAGUUCUUUGGCGCAACCGUGCUCUUGACUUUCUCAUUCACUGACAAAGAUGGUGAUGGUUACAUGAGCAUUGUUUAUGUUCAGCAAGCCUGCAAUAUAAUUGGCUUACAGAAAUCCUGGCGAAUUGCUGUGUUGAUGACAGUGGCAAUGGAAUAAUCUGGAGAAGAACCAUGAGAAGCAAAACUAAUCCGGGAGAUGCUUUAGCGUUGCUAGAUCAUUUGAUUGAUGAUGGAAUAAUUGAAAUAUUGAAGGAAUGAGAAGCAGGCAAGCAACAAUUGACGAUGGCCACACAAUGCAUAAUGGAUUUGAAAACACCUACUUAUUGCCUGUAUCCACGGAGCAGCUCUUUUGAGAGAAAUAAUAACAAAAAAAGAAAAAGGAGGGGGGUAUUUGUGUAUCAGGACACAAAACACUAUUCCUUGUAACACUUUAAUGAUGAAAUUACCCUUGGCCUUUAAACCUUUGAAGGCAUUAAAGACAAAUUGCUUUGAAUUUUCA
Populus trichocarpa (black cottonwood) is the source of this 5023-nucleotide messenger RNA. RefSeq names its product probable disease resistance protein At4g27220. NCBI's taxonomy places the organism in Eukaryota, Viridiplantae, Streptophyta, Magnoliopsida, Malpighiales, Salicaceae. The record is from RefSeq and is a predicted model, not a curated record. The coding region runs from base 366 to 3647 and encodes 1093 amino acids. Gene Ontology annotation, molecular function: ADP binding; protein binding; DNA binding. The transcript is spliced from 6 exons.